Clonostachys byssicola is the source of this 1278-nucleotide messenger RNA. NCBI's taxonomy places the organism in Eukaryota, Fungi, Ascomycota, Sordariomycetes, Hypocreales, Bionectriaceae. The record is from the annotation of a GenBank genome assembly.
AUGGCCGACAAUGCCGACACAGCUAGCGAGCCGCAGCAGAUCACCUUCAAGGUGAAGACCUCUGGUGAUAAGUCUCACACCAUCACCAUGUCAGAAGCCGCGACCGUUCUUGAUCUGAAGACUAAGCUCUCCGGCGACGAUUUCGAGAAGAUACCCGUCGAGCGACAGCGCCUCAUUUACUCGGGUCGCGUACUUAAGAAUGAGGAGACCUUGGGAACUUAUAAGAUAAAGCCCAACAACACAAUCCACAUGGUCAAGAGCGCAGCCAGCAACCCCGGCCAACCCGCGUCUACAUCUGCGUCUACAACUGCUCCUGCCGUGCCUACCAAUAUGGCUUCAGGAACCGCCAACAACCCCUUGGCUGGCUUGACUGGCGCCCGAUAUGCUGGCCACCAGAUUAACCUACCCGGCAUGGAUAUGUUUGGACCCGAUGGUGGUAUGGGUCCCCCAAUGGACGAGGAGCGUAUUCAGCGCAUGAUGGAGGACCCUAAUGCACAACAAUCCAUGAACGAAGCUCUGAACAACCCAGAGUUUGUGAACAUGCUGAUUCAAUCGAACCCGCUUCUACGCCAGAUGCCUAAUGCGCGGGAGCUUAUCACCUCACCCUUUAUGCGGCAAAUGAUAAACAACCCUUCGUUGAUGGCCCAGGCCAUGCGCAUGCAGCGCGGCAUGCGAGGUGGAAAUUCGGCCUUCCCAGCACCAGGUGCUACCGACACAACCCCAUCAGAUGCGGCGAGCAACGACGGUGCAGCAAAUAGCGGCGCAAAUGCGCAGAAUCCCUUUGCAAACCCUUUUGCUGCUUUUGGUGGAUAUCCUGGAGCGCAGAGCGGCGGCUUUCCCGACCUCACUCAAUUACAGGCGCUGCUGGGUGCUACACGGCCUCCCAACGCUGCCGGCGGCGACUCAGCAGCAGCGCCAGCAUCAACAGGUGAUGGUACCAGCACCCGUACCACUGCCGCCGGCCAAGAUUCACAGCAGAACACCCAACAGGCGGCGGCCAACCCAUUUGCGGCGCUCUUCCCCCCUCCCGGAGGCUCGCAGGAAAACCCAUUUGGCAUGAACCCCGAGAUGAUGCAGCAGAUAAUGCAGAUGAUGGGUGGCGGCGGCGCUGCCCAAGCCUCGCCGCCAGACAAUCGACCUCCUGAGGAGCGGUAUGCGGAUCAACUUCGACAGCUCAAUGACAUGGGAUUCUUUGAUUUCGAUCGUAAUGUAGCGGCAUUGAGACGGAGUGGUGGAAGCGUACAAGGAGCGGUGGAGUAUCUUCUUGGUUCGUCAUGA